Messenger RNA from Chara braunii, 3075 nucleotides. The record is from the annotation of a GenBank genome assembly. Lineage: Eukaryota; Viridiplantae; Streptophyta; Charophyceae; Charales; Characeae.
UAUGAACAACCGGCCAAUUUUCGUAAAAAAAUUUUCCAUGUGCAGGCUAGGUAAAGGAAUGGCGACGGAAGAAGGGAUCGAUGACCAGCAGAGCGGAGGGAAUCAGGGCACAAAUGGGGAUAGGGAAUGAAACGAGGGAUCGAGAGUCAGCCAAACCGGAAGGAACCCGAGAAGACGGGAAGAACCUCUCAACUGGAGAAAGCUCGGGGAAAGCUGGGGGUAGCAAAAGGGGACCUCAGGAAGACAGGGAAGGGGGAAACGAUAUGAGAACAAGUCCUCGGAACUCAGCAGGAACCACCCCUAAAAAGACGAAAGUCUCAGAUGCCCAUCGUAAACUGGCAGAGAUAGAAAAACAGAUUGCAGAAUUUAAGGCAAGGCUUAUCGAGCAGAUGAUGACCGGGGAAGAGGAGGACCCCCAGGGCGCAGGGUCACGUGAGGGACGCAGGACCGGUCAGGACGAGGUCAGGUAUGGAGGGAAGGAUAAUAGUCACAAGGGAACGCCUAAUAAGAAGGGGAAGGACAAGGACGACCCCUCGGCGGAAGGGACGGAAAACGCUAUGACCUCGCCUGCCAUUGACAACGACACUAGCCGACUGCCCACCAGGCCGAAAGUAACAGCGGCGUGUGACGGACUCAGGAGCCUUAGGGAAAGAGUGCUAGGAUGGUUUGACCCGGAAGGAACGCUGAAAACCAGGGAGAAGCAAAGGGAAAGCAAGGAAGGGGAAGAGACUAGUGCUGCUGGAGAAGCGGGUAGCCUCGAAGGUGGUCUCAAGAGGAUAGUCGCAACCCUCACCCGGGCACUAAACAAGAACCAGGGGUAUCUCGCAGAUGCAAAGAAGAAACUCACGUUUGAUGGGGCAAACAUUACAGAGUUUCUAAUAGACUAUGAGAACCUAGCAGCCUUACUGAAAUGGACAGAAGAGGAAAAGAUGGAUCACCUAGGUCAGCACGUGUCGCUAAGCUUGGGAAGGGACAUUAUGGCUAUCGUCGCUUCCAAUGGAUCCUGGAAAAAAAACAGGAACGAGAUGAUGAGGAUAGACCUGAAGGCAGAGAAAAUGGCAACAGAGGCCGAGUUAGCAGCAGUCCAGAGGAAAAACUAUGCGACUUACAACGAUUUCCUAAGGGCGUUUACGUUAGUGGCUCUGCGAAUUCCCGGGGCAAGCCCGAGACUACUCAAGGGCCUCAGGCAGCUAUUGACGCGUAAACGUGUAAAAGUAGAGGAGACUCCGGAACCACAGGAACAAGGACCCGAGGAGGCCGAGGCGCCACAAGGAGUCUCUAACCUCCAAAGCAUUCCAGGGGGCCUGGAAGACUUGAAGAAAGCCUUUGCCAAUAUUCGUCUGAAUCUGACGGACCGAGAAGGUGGCGAAGUCAUGAGAGCACCGCCCGACACUAAACUUAACUUUCACGCACUGCCUAUAGGAAAACUUAAAGUCCAGGUCGGAACUCACCACACCGAUGCAUUAGUGGAUGGCGACGCAAAAAUUACCCUCAUACGACGUAAUUUCGCAACAACCACGGGGUGCACAGUAAACAAGGAGGUAGCGGGGAGUAUCAGGGAAGCCGGAGGAGAAAUUCCCAUCACUGGGUAUGUCACCAAAUGCGCGGUCAGGGCAGGAAUUCGGAAAUCCAUCUGGUCUUUCCAACGGAUGACCGUCAUGGAAGAAAUGGACCAUGACAUAAUCCUUGGGAGACCAUGGUGCGCCAAUGUAGAAAUGAUUGGCAGGCACCUGCAUGAUGGCACGUAUAUGGUAGACAUAGAGGAUCCGGUGACUAGUCGUGGAGAACUCCUCCGACUCCUCGGAACUGGAAGGGGCCCUCCCAAGGAAGGGAGUGUGCGAAAGUACAAACCCGUAGGGAAGAAUGCCAAGCCGGUCUCGAUCCUAGUAGAAAUAUCAAGGGAAGAGGUCAUGGAAAAAGAAGAAGAGAUCUUACGGGUUAUAAGGGAGAGGCGGGCAACGGAAGGGCAUCGCAUACCAGAUGAGGUAGCAGAUACCAUGCAAAUAGGAGUGGAAGGGUUUCUAACAGCGGAAGAAACUCAGUGGAUAAGGAAGGAGUGUCAGGAGUUUCAUUUAGCUUUCGCUUUUAAUGAUCACCAGAAAGGGCGGUUGGACACAAAGCUAGUUCCUCCGGUUAGGAUCCAUACGGUAGAGCAUGAAUGCUGGAAUGAUAAAGAGUCUGCCUACGAGUUUGGGAUAGCAGCAGAAGUCACUAACAUGCUUAGGGCCAAGAUAGAUUCGUUCGUGGUUGAGCCUACCGCAUCCCCUUAUGCGAACAAAUGGUUCGUUUUUCGGAAGCCCAACAAGACGCUCAGGUGGAUCCAGGACUUGCAGAAGCUCAAUGCGGUAACAAUUAGGGAUGCAGGCUCCCUCCCACAGGUAGACUUGCUAGCCGAAUCUCACGCCGGGCGGAGCAUUUACUCCCUGAUAGACCUAUAUUCAGGAUACGACCAGUUGCCACUUGAUGCGAGGGAUAGACCGUAUACCGCAAUGCACACCCCCGUAGGGCAGUUACAGAUGCAAGUGACCCCUAUGGGCUUCACAAAUGCAGUAGCAGAGACGCAGAGGAGGAUGCUCGCCGUUGCAGGGGAUAUGUUUCCGGAAAAGUGUGAACCUUCUAUAGAUGAUAAUCUCGUAAAAUGCGCAAGGUACAAGGACGAGGCGGAGGUCCAACCGGGCGAACAGAAGUUUGUUUGUGACCACUUGCAGGAUAUUAAGGACUUGCUCCAACGAUUCCUAGUUUACAAUAUUACUGCAAGCGGACCCAAGAGCAUCCUAGCCGUCCUGGAAGUAACCAUAUUGGGGUUUCGUUGUGGGGCCUAUGGAAUGAAACCUGACCCAACAAAGACGGAUAAGAUUUCUCAAUGGCCAAUACCCCUGCGCACCACAACGGAAGUACGAGCCUUCCUAGGGGUGGUCGGGUUGUGGAGGAUCUUCAUCAAAGGAUUUGCAAAGAUAGUUGAGCCUAUCCGCGCAAUGAUUAGGGAAGGGGACACUAUGGAAUAGACCGAGGAUAGGGAAGCGGCAGCCUAGACACUCAAGGAUAUCUUGUCUUCCGAUUAGGUUACCUUAGCAG